UCAAAGGUCAAGGCUAAUGUUGAAUACUUUAACAUUUUUCGAUCUAAAAACUGCUUAAAAUAAUCGUGUGAUUGAUAAAUCGGUAAUAUGCCACGAGAUUUGGAACUUGAGCAUACCAAAAUGCCUGUUACCGAUGGCCAUGAUAACAAGGUGUGUGGCCUUGUGGCUGCUGUCUUCACACCCUUCAACGCUAAUGGGGACCUCAACUUGGAUGUGAUUGAGCCGUACAUCGAUCAUCUCUAUGAGAAUCAAGUUGUCAAUGUCUUCGUGAAUGGUACGACUGGUGAGGGCUUGUCUAUGACGAUAGAAGAAAGGAAAAGACAUGCAGAGAUGUGGGUCAAAGCUGGUGCUGGAAAGUUGGACAAAAUCAUCAUUCACGUCGGUUCUCACAACCUCAUAGAAUCAAAAGACCUGGCGACCCACGCCCAGGAGAUCGGAGCCAGUGCGAUUGCCGCCUUACCGUCAUUCUUCUUCAAACCACAGUCAGCGGAGGAUUUAGUUGAGUACUGCCGGCAGAUCGCGGAGUGUGCUCCAGACCUACCCUUCUACUAUUACCACCUUCCCAGGAUGACUGGGGUCACAUUAAACAUGGUGAAGGUGUUUGAGCUGGCCAAGGAUGAGAUACCCACAUUGCACGGUAUCAAAUAUUCAGACACCUCGUUCGAUGAAGCUUGCAAAAUCAUGGACAUGCAUGGAGGAAAAUAUCAAGUUUUCUGUGGUGCGGACGACGUCUACCUUGGCGCCAUGGCCCUUGGCAUCGACUGGGCGGUCGGAUCAACCUAUAACUUCCUCUCCAACGUCGUCCAUCGCAUGGUCGAGGCGUUCAACAAGAGUGACAACUAUACGGCACGCGUGGAGCAGAAACGUGUGCAGGAUGUCAUCAGCAUCAGGAACAAAUACGGUGGUGGUGUUGCCGAACUGAAAGAGAUCUUCCGGUUCGUCGGACCAGAUGUCGGUCCGCCCCGCUUCCCCCUCAAGCCACUAUCGGCAGAGAAGAGAGACGGCCUCAAACAGGAACUCACCAAUAUUGGCUUCUUCUACUGGACGAAGGAUCACCUGACACCACCCCAAUCGCCGCUGACGCAGCGGACGAAGGACAAACGACGCACGCUGCAUCGGGCGACGAGUCUUCUCACGGACGACGGCGACCCACCAUCGUCUCCUAAAGCCACGACCGACCCACAUGGAUCGUUCAACCAUUCUCACAGUCAUGGUUCCUUCAGCCAUGGUCACCAUACUGGGUCGAUGGGUCACGGUACGAAGCAUCGUCACGCCAGUGGGAGCAGCAGUGGCAGUGGGUCACACCUCGAGAAGCAGACGUCAAAUACUAGUCUCCUGACGGAAGGCUAGAGGGCGCUGACCUUAGAUGACUGUCAAUAUAUUAUUGAUGUGCUUUGAUUUGUGAUACAAAUGUUAUUUCGAAUAUCUGUAGUCAUGCCGAGAUGCAUUAAUGAUUAUAAGUCGUGUCUAUUGUCGUUGAGGAUUAGUACCGGUUGCCAAGAACAAAUUGGUAACGAAAUCAUUAGAUCUGAAUUUUAUUAAAAGCGCCAAAAACACAGGAAAAGUUUGAUUAUAGAGGUGAUAGAGAAUUCUUUAAUUGGUUCCGAAUUGAAUUAUCACUUUAAAAAAUGUUCCUUUUAAAAAUGGUCAGUUAUAUUUUAGCCCAGUGAUUAUUGUGGGCACAAAUUCAGGACUCGAAGUUUUGCACAGGCAAAGGAAUCCAUCAUAGAAUUUAUGUCUGAGACUAAUCAUCACAGAUUCUGCAUGUUCCAUUGGCUGUUAAAUGAUUCUGUGACAGACACUUUUGCCUGUGUAGAAGUAGUUGCAUAAAAUUGCAAUAAAUGUUGUUGGCAACUUAUAUUGUUAGAAGAAAUUGUCCUUUUUGAGAUUGGUCUGUAAACUUACAAAAAUGAAUUGCUAGGGGUGGGGUGUUCCAUUUGUUGUUAGACACCAGUAAGACUAGUUCUGUUGCCAUGUUUGAAUGCCGCAGAUAUCAGAUAUCACUUAUAGAUAUUUUGAAAAAUAGUCGACGUUAAUGUGUUCAAAAUGUUGAUGUUUAUAAAGAAUAAAUUGAUGUUGUGAUGGUUGUUAAAGUUGGAACCUUGGUUAGAAAAGGCCAAAAUAAACCCCAAAAUAAAGGAUAUAGUGGUACCUGUUACUAUCAAAAUAGCCUGUAUUCUUUGACAGAACUUUUACUAAUGUGAAAAGGCAUAGCAAAUCUCAAUGUGUAGCUGUGUCAAUAUACUGUGUGCAUUGUUUGAGUUGAUCAAGGGGCAUCUUUAUGGCGUAGGCCUAUUACAGGUCAAAAUAGGCAUCGUGUACAAGGUAUACACACUCCUUAGUCAGCUUAAACCAGUGCAUACAUCAAUACAAUUGUUUCUUUGUUGUCAACCUGUAACAUUCCAUAGGCGAGAUAUGUCAUGCUGCAUUUAAUUUUGAACUUUGUAUCAUUCCUGAUUUGACCAAUUCUUGAGUUCAAAAUCUGCAGAUAAAGGUUUAGAUUAGGAUUCUGUGAAGAAUUCCAUGUAUGACUUCAUCAGAUGGAUUGAAUGCGCAUGUAGCUAUUGCAAUUUGGAGAAUGUUCAUAUGACUUCAUCGGAGGGAUUGAAUCCACAUGUAGCUAUUGCAAUUUGGAGAAUGUUCAUAUUCGUCUGGGAAAGUGUGUGAUUGUUAGUUUAGUAUGUUGUGAUACCUCAUAAUGGGGUAUCUCAUCAAAUGGUGCUUCAGUUAUAAUUGCGCUGCAAAUUUAAUGCAUUUAGUUUUAGUAAUCAGUGCAUUGUUUCAAUACAACUCCGAAAGGACUUUAUCAAAAUAUGUCUUCUGAAUUUCGUCAUAUAUUGUCAGUGCUGGGAUUAAGCUAAAAAGUGCCAUUGUUUUAAUGACUUAUGUUCUUGAUUAAAUGAGCAGUCUUCUGACAAAUUAUACGCCGAAA
Molecule: messenger RNA, 2932 nt
Organism: Lineus longissimus
Lineage: Eukaryota; Metazoa; Nemertea; Pilidiophora; Heteronemertea; Lineidae
Product: N-acetylneuraminate lyase B-like
Exons: 11
Coding region: 88-1350 (420 amino acids)
Biological process (GO): N-acetylneuraminate catabolic process
Molecular function (GO): N-acetylneuraminate lyase activity
Source: RefSeq, a predicted model, not a curated record